AUGAAGUAUUAUAAAGACGAAGGAAAAAUAUUACAAAGUGAAUUUUCGAAAACGUCAUUAGAAGAUGUUGGAAUAUAUACUCAAAAAACAAAUGAAAUGAGAAAAAAAUUAAAGGAAUUAAAGAAGAAAAAAGAGGAAAUCAUCGAGGAAAUGAAGAUGAAGAUGGGAACUGAAGAGGAAGAAGAUUUAAGAAAUAAAUUGAAAAAGUUGGAAGAAGAUGAAAACAAACUAAAGAUUAAAUUUAACGAUUUACAGAUGAAAAAUCGUUUGAAAUCGGAUAUUAGAGAGUAUAAUGGGAACUUUAAAAUACGAAAACGCAAAUUAGGAAACAAUGAAGUUGCUAUAAUGAAGUUACAAAAUGAACAAGAAAAUCUGAGCACUGAAAUGAAAUUAAUAGAAAAUGAGUUAAAAAAGUUAAAAAAUGAAGAGAUUAAAGUAACUGAGGAAGAACAAUUAAAAGACAUUGAGUUAAAGAUAUCAGAAAAAGAAAAAGCAUUGACAGAAAAAGAUGAAAAAAUAAAUGAAAUUAAUAGUAAAAUAUCAGCUCUACAAAAUGGUUAUGGAGAAGAAAAAGAACUGACAGAAGAAGAAGAAACCCGAUUAAAUUUAGAAGAAGAAAAAGAAGAAGAACAAGAAUUAAAAUUAUCGGAAGUGAAAGAAAUAGUAAAAAACGAGGAGAAACCAUUCCUAGAGAAAAAUUCAAAAAUUUUAAAAAUUAAAAAUUUAUCAAUAUUUGAUGAAGAUAAAUAUGGCCUAUUAUCAUUCUUCAAAUCAAACGAGUUUAAAAUUAAUUGUUAUGGAGAAACAGAAAAGGAAAAUGAAAUUGAGAAAAAAUUGGGUGUUUUGGAGUAUGAAUAUAAGGGUAAAAUUUUAUAUAUUUUUUAAAUA
Messenger RNA from Meloidogyne enterolobii, 888 nucleotides. The record is from the annotation of a GenBank genome assembly. NCBI's taxonomy places the organism in Eukaryota, Metazoa, Nematoda, Chromadorea, Rhabditida, Meloidogynidae.